GCGGAAAACUGUCAAUGCUCAAUAAUUGUCAUCAUAGGCUGGUGAUGUUUGGGAAGAUAAUUUAUUUGCAAACAAACUAAUUUUAUUGGAAUGAACUAGUUCUUGCUGAUUGUCCACAUGUAAUGUUUAUCUAAAAAUCUGGAAUAGAAGGUAUUUUGUAUGCAUUGAGUCUAUAAAAAUGUCGGAAUCAUAUGAAUAUUUGUUCAAAUUCCUAGUGAUCGGAAGCGCUGGGACUGGCAAAUCGAGCCUCCUAAAUAAUUUUAUUGGAAAUAAAUUCAAAGAAGAUAGAUGCCACACCAUAGGAGUGGAGUUUGGUUCUAAAAUUGUUAAUAUUGGUGGUAAAUCAACCAAACUUCAAAUAUGGGAUACAGCAGGUCAAGAAAGGUUUCGGUCAGUAACGCGAUCCUACUACAGGGGAGCUGCAGGAGCACUUCUCGUGUAUGAUAUUACAUCACGAGACUCCUUCAAUGCUCUUUCUAACUGGCUACGAGAUGCACGCACCCUGGCUAGUCCCAAUAUUGUGAUAUUAUUGGUUGGAAACAAAAAGGAUUUGGAAGAAUCUAGAGAAGUCACAUUUACUGAGGCUAGCCAAUUUGCGCAAGAUAAUGAGUUGAUGUUCCUUGAAACCAGUGCUAAAACGGGAGAGAAUGUAGAAGAAGCAUUUCUGAAGUGCUCUAAGACAAUCCUUGCUAAAAUAGAGACAGGAGAAUUAGAUCCAGAGAGGAUAGGGUCUGGUAUACAAUAUGGAACAGGCACUUCCAAGAGAUUGGCUGCACCAAAGAGACCAGCAAGGACACCAUCAGAUUGUGCAUGCCGUGUCUAAAUCUAAAUAGUUUAACCCUUUUCAUGCAGCUUGACUGAUUAGCAUUUUAUUUAAUAAUUUUUAUACUAACCACAAUACUUUUGAAGUUGAGAAUUGUAUUUACCCAUUUGAAAUGAAUGAAUAUAGAAAACAUUCAGUGAUGAAGAUGAAGUUUUCUAUCAUUGAUGUCAAGAUAAGAAUAUGAAUUUAUAAAAUAUCCAAAGGUAUAUAUCGCCAUUGUCUUGAAAUAUAACAAUAGAUUGAAUAUAAAUAAAACACAAAAUUUAAUUAUGUACUGUGUCAUGACUAUCAAGCUAAACUUUAAUUAUUAUUCACUCAUAUAAAUUUCAGAUUCAUAAAAUUCAUUCAUUCAUUUCAUUAAUUUGUGCUACUUGCACUAUGAUGAAAUUAGAAAUAAUAAUUGAAUACUGCGUAAGAACAUAUGAAAAGCAGUUCAAUUGACAAAAUUUUGAUCAAGACCAGCUUAUGUAAGGUAAUUCAUGUUUAUUAAUUAACCAAUAACAUAGUAUAUAAUUGUAUUUAUACACACAUGUAUGUAUUAGCAUGGAGAGGGUUAUGUUAUUUCAUGUAUAAUGUUCUAAUGUGAUGAAAUAUUUCAUAAUGCUUAAUUGAUAGGUGUAGAAAGUGAAUUUAAAAUUCAACAAUUAUUAUUAUCUCUAUCAAUAAGGCUAAAGAAUCUCGAAAUUAUCCCUCCUGUAUAUUGUAUUUAUAAUAAUUAUUUAUUUAAGUGUUUAUUUGAUUAGGUAUAACAUAUUAUUGGUUGCAUUAUUUACUAGAAAAUGUUUAAUCUUUAUUUUGACCAAAAAAAUGUUUAAAGAUAAUUAAUUGGUUAACACUAUUAUUUUUUAAGUAGUCAAUAAGUACAUAUUCACUUUUCUCUGUUAGUGCACAAUUGUAAAUGUGUUAAUUGUGACAAUAAAGUGAAAUAAACAUCA
Molecule: messenger RNA, 1758 nt
Organism: Colias croceus (clouded yellow)
Lineage: Eukaryota; Metazoa; Arthropoda; Insecta; Lepidoptera; Pieridae
Gene: Rab4
Product: ras-related protein Rab-4B-like
Exons: 4
Coding region: 179-823 (214 amino acids)
Biological process (GO): Rab protein signal transduction; regulation of endocytosis
Cellular component (GO): endosome
Molecular function (GO): GTP binding; GTPase activity
Source: RefSeq, a predicted model, not a curated record